GUAAUUUUCUCCGGAAAUGUGUAAAUUCAUCAGCCCUGAUUGACACCCUUCUCUUUUCGGCUCUGCCCCUCCGUUGGGUCGCCGAACUGAACUAUUUGCAGGAAUUUCGUCUACUGUCAAUAACCUUCAAAUCCAUAUCAAAAUUCGUCUUUGAUUUCCAUGGCUACCUCCGAACAUCCACCGGCUUUGGAGAUUUUGGUUCGAGGAUCGGAAGGUUUCUCAAUCUGGAAUGGCCCCCCAUUCAUCGACAACCAGCCCAGUGCCAACAAGCUACAAAGGGUUGCUUGCACGACUACAAAAUUCAGUGAAGACGGAUCCAAAUUAUUGGUUACCAAGUCCGAAACUGUGAGCAUCUACGAAUGCCGCGAUUUCCGAGAGAUUAAAUCUUUUGAAGUACCCAACUUGCUUGCGGCUACCUUGUCACCGUGUGGGACUUAUCUCCAGACCUUCCAGAAAUCUUCAACGCCUCAGGAGAAGAAUGUUGUUCUGUGGAAGGCUGCUACUGGUGAUCUUGUGUACUCUCAGUUUCAGAAGAAUAUGACAAAAGUGUCAUGGCCUGCAAUUCGAUUCAGCUCUGAUGAAACUGUUGCCUGUCGGAUGGCUACUAAUGAGAUACAGUUUUUUGAUGCUAAAGAUUUCUCUAAAGGAGUUGUCUAUCGGCUAAGAGUUCCGGGGGUGACUGCAAUUGAACUCUCGAGGACGCCUGGAACCCACAUUGCAGCCUUUGUUCCUGAAUCUAAGGGGGUUCCUGCCAGUAUCCAAAUCUUUGCUUGUGGAGAUUCACAAACUCAGCCGAUUGCUAGGCGAAGUUUUUUUCGAUGUUCGACAGUGCAACUAAAUUGGAAUAACGGUUCUACUGGACUUCUAGUUGUUGUGCAAGCAGAUGUUGAUAAAACUAACCAGAGUUAUUAUGGUGAAUCAAAGUUAAACUACUUGACAACAGAUGGGGUUCACGAAGGACUUGUACCACUUCGUAAAGAAGGGCCAGUUCAUGAUGUGCAGUGGUCACAGAGUGGUUCAGAGUUCGCAGUAGUAUAUGGAUUUAUGCCUGCAAGAGCAACAGUAUUUGACAAGAAGUGCAAGCCUCUUCUUGAGCUUGGAGAAGGCCCCUAUAAUACCAUACGAUGGAAUCCGAAGGGGAAAUUACUAUGUUUAGCUGGCUUUGGUAAUCUUCCUGGUGACAUGGCAUUUUGGGACUACAAGGAGAAAAAGCAGCUCGGAACAACAAAAGCCGAAUGUUCUGUUACCAGUGAAUGGUCCCCUGAUGGACGCUAUUUCAUGACUGCCACGACAGCUCCAAGACUACAAGUCGACAAUGGGAUAAAAAUUUUCCACUGCAAUGGAUCUUUAUACUUCAAGCAAAUGUUUGACAAGUUGUUUCAGGCCGAUUGGAAGCCAGAGUUGCCGGAUAAGUUUGGUGAAAUUGACCAACUAGUCAAGUCAGUAGAAUCACUAAAUGUUGAACCAAAGAAAACACAAGGGCAAGGGUCGAAAUCCUCACAAUCAUCGCAGAAAACUGCUCCUUCGAACCCUCCUGUUCAGAAGCCUGCUGCUUAUCGCCCCCCACAUGCAAAAAAUGCUGCUGCUAUUCAGGCAGAGUUGCUUGGAGAAAGCCCUAAAGAAACGAUGAGCAAGAAUGCGUUGCGAAACAAGAAGAAAAGGGAGAAACAAAAGGAGAAAAAGGCGGGCGAAGCUGCUGAUACAACAUAGAAAUUCAGUGGCUUCCAUGUAUACUAGAAUUUGCACGUGGAGCUUUGAGUUGAGACUUGGCUUUCUCAAAAAUGCCCUUCAAUGUCGGAUUCGGGUGGACAGCGAAGGGAGACUUUAGAUAGAUUCAAUCAAUCCUUAAAAAAUUUUGAGAAAAAAAUUUGAAUUUGAUAAAAGGCUUUACAGUUGAGUUAUUAUUCAUCAUGCCUGUAUGGUUUUAACGUUAAGGUCAGUGAUCUUUAGCUGCAUAUAUGAUAGUUUCGUCUGUUGGCACUCUGCAAAUAAUUUUGAUAAUGUAUUGUGGAGUGAUUUUUAGAAAACUACUUUAAGAAGUGUUUAAUUACAAAGUACUUUCCUGUUUGGUUUA
This is a messenger RNA of Momordica charantia (bitter melon), 2074 nucleotides long. Its product is annotated as Eukaryotic translation initiation factor eIF2A family protein. Gene Ontology annotation, molecular function: ribosome binding; protein binding; mRNA binding. Lineage: Eukaryota; Viridiplantae; Streptophyta; Magnoliopsida; Cucurbitales; Cucurbitaceae. Gene Ontology annotation, cellular component: cytosolic small ribosomal subunit. The record is from RefSeq and is a predicted model, not a curated record. Gene Ontology annotation, biological process: translational initiation.